Messenger RNA from Brassica oleracea var. oleracea, 825 nucleotides. RefSeq names its product glutathione S-transferase T3-like. Bases 1 to 825 code for a protein of 274 amino acids. The transcript has 4 exons. The record is from RefSeq and is a predicted model, not a curated record. Lineage: Eukaryota; Viridiplantae; Streptophyta; Magnoliopsida; Brassicales; Brassicaceae.
AUGGAUUUCAAUCCAUUCCAAGACUCUGCAAAAUUUGUUGAACUACUAAAUAGUCAACAAAAGGUAGUCUUUGGCAGUCAAGGCAGUGCUUCUCGAUCAUCAUCGCAAGUUCCUUUCUUCAGUCAAGGUACCGAAGAAGGUCGCGAUCUUCCAGCAGAGCGUAAGGAGCGAAGAGCGUGGACUCCAACAGAUGAUAUAGUGCUUAUUAGCUCGUGGUUGAACACGAGCAAGGAUCCAGUUGUUGGGAAUGAGCAGAAGUCAGUCGCUUUCUGGACAAGAGUUGCAACAUACUUCUCAGCUUCUCCUAAGAUUUCUGGCAGUGAAAAAAGAGAGGGUCCUCAAUGCAAGCAACGCUGGCACAAGUUGAAUGAAGCAGUUUGCAAGUUUUGUGGGGCGUAUGAAGCAGCAACAAGAGAGAAAAACAGUGGUAUGAACGAGAAUGACGUUGAAGUUCGAGGAUGGAAGUCAUUAGCCAGCUCUCAAGUCCCUGAAAACCCUGCUGCUGUUGAUGUGGAUGGAACAUCUCGUCCCCCGGGUGUUAAGGCUUCAAAAGCUCGUGGGAAGAACCCACAGGCUGAGGAGAAACGGCUGUCUGACUUCCAGAGUUUGUGGAGCAUCAAGCAGAAUGACUUGGCAAUGAAGGAAAGACUCUCCAAGCUGAGGAUACUUGAGAAUCUUCUUGCAAAAGACCCACCACUAGCUGAUUAUGAAGAAGUGAUUAUGAAGGAGCUGAUAAAUGAGUUGAUGAGUAUUAGUUGUCAUGUCAAGGUCAAGAAGAUCGAACUUGAACUUGUGAAGGAGUACUUCUUUAUCUCUGCGUUUUAA